UCACCUUUGGUUUUUCUCUGGUGAUUUAUUAGAGAACAUAACUCCCAGGCAAGGGGGUAGCCUUGGUCCGCAUAGAGGCUAGACUCUCCCUGAAGCUGGCAGUAGCAGCUACUCCCACGGCAGGAGGCGAAGGCCCCUCAAAGGCAAACAAACAUCAAAGUAACUCAGCAGCUGCUUCGGAGGGAAGAAGUCAGAGCUGCGAGAGCCCUUUUCUCCCCAAACGCUGAGACAAACGCCCAGGUUGACAGUGCCAGCAGCCGAAUAUUUACAAGCCAGAAUAACGAAACCCACCUCAACAGAGAAGGGAAGAGGAGGAAGUUGAGGGUAAGGAAACAGUAAAGCUUCAUGCUCCAUAAGAUACCAGACCCUUAAAAGUCAGCUUUUUUUAAAAAAAGUUUUGCCAGCAGUAAGCAAAGUGCAUCAUCCCUUUUUACACAGAACUGCUCCCCCUUUUUCUUUGAGAACUCCUCGGCCUGCUGUCUCUCUAUCCUUUUGCUUGGCUACAACUUUUGACUUGGCUGUGUGAAGCUGCAUUGUCAAAAAUAAGACAUAUAAGUAGCAGAGUGGUUUUCUUUUUUCCCUCCUCUGCAAUAACAAGUUAAGAAGAUGUUUGAAUAUUAGCUUGGUUUGAUAUACUUGAAGCUGCUAUCUGAACUAAAAAUGGCUACAGCUGCUAAAAAAGCUGCUGCUGCAGCUGCACAAGCACAGCAAUUGCAGAGGAGAUCCUCAACCUCAAUGGAGCAUAGCUCAUCAUUAUUAGAAGAAAUACGUAAAAUAAAUGCAAAAAUGGAAAGUAUGCAGACGAAUCUACAACAGGAAAUAAAAAGUCUGAGGACAGAUUUAAAACAAGACUUUAAAUCAGAAGUUAAGAAAAUCUCUCAGUCUUUGGAGGAAGUUAAAAAGGAUGUCAACCAAGCUAAAUCAAAGAUUAAAGACUUAGAAGUCAAAUCUAAAAAAUUGGAGGAAGCUACAACUAAGCUGGAUUUGCAACACGAGAGAGAUUUGGACCAAAAAGCUCUGGAAGAUCAAAAGCAUAGAGAAAACUGUCUAAAAAUCCGCGGACUGAAAGAACUUAAAAACGAAGAUUUAUAUGAUUAUGUUGUAACUACUUUAGCAGACUACAUGGAAAUCCCAAAAAUGGAAUAUCUUUGGGAAAUCAAUAAAACAUUUAGAGUGAACUCCACAUUCGCGAGGGAGCAAAAUAUAUCCAGGGACACGGUAGUUUAUUUUGUGAGGAAAAAAGCUCGGGAUGAUGUGUUAUUUCAAAGCUAUCAAAAAGAUUUGAUUAUUGAAGGUAAACAAGUCAAAAUCUAUAAAGAUGUGCCCAAAAGAAUUUUGAGGAAACGGGAAGAUUAUAAAUUCUUAACAACACAAUUGAGUAAAAAGAAGAUAUUUUAUAAGUGGGAAAAAUUAGAAGGACUUUCAGUAAACUUUAAGCAAAAAUGGUAUAAACUUAAUACAAUCCAAAAAGCUAAAGAUUUUUGGAAGAAAAAUGGGCAAGAAAUUCAGAAUACCUUUGUGAGACGAAAUAAAACAUAUCCACAGAACUCUACAAUCAAAGGCACAGUGCAAACUAGAAGCCAAAAAAAGAAGGAGGAGGCACAAGCCCAAACACAAGCAGAAAGGAAAGAUUCUUUGAAUAGAGAUGAGGAAGACGAAGACCUGGAUGAAAAUCAAGAGGAGGAGGGAGAGUUAGGAAGCGAUAGAAGAUCAUCCCUAGAUUCAACCGGAAAAGUAGAAGAAGGAGAGAAAGAAGAAGAAGAAGAAGAAGAAGGAGAAGGAGAGGAGGAGAUUGACGAUAUAUAAUGGAAAGGCAAAACCUUCGGGAGUGGAACCCUUGCACCAAAUCCAAGGAAAGUAACAAAUUGGCGAAGAAGAAAAAUAUAGAAGAGUGAUAACAGUGCAAGAAGGAAAAUUAAGGAAGACAAUACAGGAUCUAGAGACCAUAGAUAGCAGGUAUCCGACGGCAAGCAGGAAGGUUUUUUUUAAGCUUUGUUCCAAGAUUAUUUUGGAUAUAUGGAAUGUACAAUAAGCGUUUAUGUUGUCUAUAUAGUUAAAUGUUUUGUUAGAUGU
Molecule: messenger RNA, 2073 nt
Organism: Sceloporus undulatus (fence lizard)
Lineage: Eukaryota; Metazoa; Chordata; Lepidosauria; Squamata; Phrynosomatidae
Product: neurofilament medium polypeptide-like
Exons: 2
Coding region: 661-1806 (381 amino acids)
Source: RefSeq, a predicted model, not a curated record